Messenger RNA from Oncorhynchus tshawytscha (Chinook salmon), 1808 nucleotides. RefSeq names its product inactive phospholipase D5. Bases 1 to 1794 code for a protein of 597 amino acids. The record is from RefSeq and is a predicted model, not a curated record. The transcript has 12 exons. Gene Ontology annotation, molecular function: catalytic activity. NCBI's taxonomy places the organism in Eukaryota, Metazoa, Chordata, Actinopteri, Salmoniformes, Salmonidae.
AUGCGCUCAGCCGGGCUGCCGACAGUGGGCUUUAUGGAGCUCCAGCUGAAGGGGGGUGGUCCCCUGGUGGUCCCGGCGAAUACCAUCUACAGCACCGUCCAGCAGCAGGACUAUUCUGCAGGCGUAUGGCUCCGCAGGAAAGAGAAAAAACUGGAGCAUGCCUAUAAAGCGCCAGAGGUCUACCACAAGACAAUCCACAUGAUCUUCAAGCACAUUCCAGGAGUGGAGACUAUGAUGGAUGACAUCAUCGUUUGGGGGUCCACAAAAGAAGAACACGAUGAGAGAGUGAGACAAGUGCUGGACCUGACACGGAAAGUCAACCUAAAACUAAACAAGGACAAAUGCGAGUUUGGUGUGAAAACACUUACCUUCGUGGGAGACAUACUUUCAGAGGACGGAGUCAAACCAGACCAGAGGAAAACAUCAGCCAUCAACAACAUGGAGCGCCCGAAAAACAAGGACGAUAAAGUUAAUGCAAAAGUUGUGAAGAUGAUCUAUGCCCCGGGAAAGUUAAUGUUCGCCGCCGACACUCGUUCUCGAGCAGUCGACAAGAAGGAGAGUUUCGACACACAGAAAAACACUGAGAUUCAGGCCUACGUCGACAUGAUUUCUCAGCAGAAAUGCAUCGUAAUCUUCGCUUUGGUGUGCUGUUUCGCUGUCCUGGUGGCCUUGAUCUUCUCGGCGGUGGAUGUCUGGGGAGAGGAUGAAGACGGUAUAACAGAAGAGAACUGUAACAAGAACUGCAGGGUAGUGCUUGUGGAGAAUAUUCCAGGAGAUGUCACCUUUUCUGAGAAUAGUACGGCCCACCUCACCCUCUCUGCUGGGCUGCAUAGCCUACUGGACCUGGCCGUGGCUGGUCGUUCUGUGGAGAUUGUGUCACCACAAUGGAACCUGAACUCCUCUGACAAUGAAUCAAGCUUCCUACCAUCUUCUAGGCAGGGUCAGGCUUUGCUGCAAAGACUGCAGGGGCUGAAGAAGAAGGGAAUCAAUUUGAAGAUAGCUAGUGGAAUGAUCGACUCUGUAGAGCUCAAGAGCCUCUCUCGUCUGAGUGAGGUGCACUACAUUAACAUGACUGCCCUGACCAAAGGCUUCCUGCACUCUUCUUUCUGGGUGGUGGACAGGAAGCACAUCUACAUCGGCAGUGCCACCAUGGACUGGCGAUCACUGUCCACGAUGAAAGAACUGGGGAUCAUCAUCUACAACUGUAGUUGUCUGGCACUGGACCUGCACAGGGUAUUCAACCUCUACUGGCAGCUGCAGUAUAAGGACUUUGUACCGUCCAUCUGGUCCAAGAGGCUGAGUGCCCUGUGGAACAAAGAUGAAAACCUCCCACUUCUCUUCAACAACACCAAGGCUGAGGUCUUUCUCUCUAGCUCUCCAGAUGUCUUCUGCCCUAAAGACAGGACCAGAGACCUCGACGCCAUAUCCUAUGUGAUCCAAAAGGCCAAGAAGUUCAUCUACAUAUCCAUUACAGACUACCUGCCUCUCACUAACAGGAAUUCUCACAGAUACUGGUCAAGUAUAGAUGGGAUGCUUCGGGAGGCCUUGAUCCUGAGAAACAUCAAAGUGCGUCUGUUAGUAAGCUGCUGGGAGCAGACACAUCCCCUGACCUUUAACUUUGUGUGGUCCCUGAAGACCUUGUGUAUGGAGCUCCCUAACUGUUCACUGGAGGCUAAGUUCUUCAGCACCAGGGAGCAGAGAGAUGGCACGCUACAGGGAAUCAACCAUAACAGAUUCAUAGUGACAGACAGUGCUGUGUACAUAGGCGAGUUUACUUCCAUGAGUUUCAGAUGACUAAUAUGUAUUUU